UUCAGUCAGAUGAUGUCAGUAAAGAAAUUGUGCUCAUGGGCGAGGGGAAAAAUGAGAUGGUCCUAUUCUCAAGCGACUGACUCUUGUUCCCAGAGAACGUUCCAUUCCAGUUCUCAUCGAGCCACGGUGAAAGUGUACGACGAAAGUUGGAGACCCGUGAAAGAGAAAUACCUCCACAUGGACAUUGAUGAGAAACGCCAGCAAUACUUUGUGAAGGGGAAUUAUCUCGACCUGGACAGGAUUCGCCCUUGGCCAGUGUACUUUGAGCAUAUGAGGAUCCCACCCACUAGUCAGAAGAGAAAGUAUCCUCUGAAGUUCCCCGUCAACUACCGAGUGACAAUGGGACAGGGCAACAUCGUUGCAGUUGAACUCGAUGCAAUUGUCAAUCCCACAUCGCUGGACAUGAUGGGAACGGGAGGAGAAUGUGACAAAAUAGUUCACUUGGCGGCAGGAAAAGAGCUAAUGUUGGAGUGCAAGACGCUUCGUGGUUGUGACAUCGGGGAGGCAAAAAUCACUGGAGGUUACAGGCUCCCUGCCAAAUAUGUCAUCCAUACUGUGGGACCUGUUGGUCACCACCCUACAGUUGACAGCCUGCUACGUAAGUUGUCUCAACCUGAUGCUCCUGAACAGUUUGAAGACGAUCGCAUUUCCUUGCAUUUCUACACAAACCAAUGGCUUCCCUGCCGAACAGGCUGCUCACAUUGCGCUGGAUUGCGUUCGAAAAUUCUUGGACAGACAUCCCGACGAUGUGGACAGAGUGUGCUUUGCAAUUCAUCGGGCAGAGGAUCUAGAAGUUUAUCGGGAAUUAAUGCAGGUGUACUUUCCACUUCACGAGUGAUAUGAAAAAAUUAUAGUAAAUAAAUAUAGUUAUGUACAUACAUUCUGCUUUUGUGUAUGAAUGAGCGUGCGUUUUGUAUCCUUA
Folsomia candida is the source of this 922-nucleotide messenger RNA. Its product is annotated as ADP-ribose glycohydrolase MACROD2. The transcript is spliced from 6 exons. The record is from RefSeq and is a predicted model, not a curated record. Lineage: Eukaryota; Metazoa; Arthropoda; Collembola; Entomobryomorpha; Isotomidae. The coding region runs from base 10 to 843 and encodes 277 amino acids.